AUGUUCAAAGUUUCGCAACACCUUCGACCACUUGUUUUGGUGGAUUUCGAUCAAACCAUCACAAUCAAGGAUACAAUCGAGCUUCUUGCCAAGACUGCAUUGAGUCUUACCCAGAGUAAUCUUACCUGGGACUAUUUUGUGGAUGCCUACAUGAGAGAUUAUGACCAAGUUAUUCGUCAGAAUUUUAUGGAUCCGAUUGUCAAGGAACGUGCACUUGUCAAAGCAGAGCAAGAUUCGUUAACCAGAGUCACAAAAAACAACGUGUUUAAAGGUUUAAAGCGACAGGAUCUAUUGGAUGCUGGCCGACGGGAAGCAACAAAAUCUCUCCGUCCAGGUGUCAUUGAUGCUCUCAAACAGAUCUCACCAUCUGAUCAGCUACACAUAGUGUCACUCAAUUGGUCUAAAGACUGGAUUCUUGGAUUUCUGGAUCCACUUGGAUUGUCCCAAGCCCAAAUACAUUGUAAUGAUCUUGUAUAUGGUGGGGAUGGUAUUUCGACAGGUGUUAUUGAACAAAAUAUCCUUACAACACAAGAUAAGAAGAGAGAAAUGGAUCAAAUCAUCAGCUCAUCACAGCAAACGUCUACUGUGUACAUUGGUGACUCUCUAGGCGAUCUUCUACCACUAAGUAAGUUGGUUACGAUAUCGAUUAUGUAA
Phycomyces blakesleeanus NRRL 1555(-) is the source of this 654-nucleotide messenger RNA. RefSeq lists its product as hypothetical. The transcript has a single exon. The record is from RefSeq and is a predicted model, not a curated record. The coding region runs from base 1 to 654 and encodes 217 amino acids. Lineage: Eukaryota; Fungi; Mucoromycota; Mucoromycetes; Mucorales; Phycomycetaceae.